Syngnathoides biaculeatus (alligator pipefish) is the source of this 804-nucleotide messenger RNA. RefSeq names its product hairy-related 5 (gene her5). The transcript is spliced from 3 exons. The record is from RefSeq and is a predicted model, not a curated record. Lineage: Eukaryota; Metazoa; Chordata; Actinopteri; Syngnathiformes; Syngnathidae. Gene Ontology annotation, cellular component: nucleus. Gene Ontology annotation, biological process: regulation of neurogenesis; regulation of transcription by RNA polymerase II; anterior/posterior pattern specification. Gene Ontology annotation, molecular function: protein dimerization activity; RNA polymerase II cis-regulatory region sequence-specific DNA binding; DNA-binding transcription factor activity, RNA polymerase II-specific. The coding region runs from base 182 to 751 and encodes 189 amino acids.
GCAUGCGUCAAAGAGGAUUAAAUGUAAAUUUGAGUGGCCUCUCUUCUCUCUUCUUAAAUGCUCGUGGGCGCGGCGAUACCUGCAGAAACGAGCUCGCUACUUGCCAACCAGGUGCAAAAGGUCGACUGCCUUCUGUUUUGGAUUUGGACCGACCGAACCGCGCACGGAUAUACGGCCGGGAAUGAAGGCGUUGAGUUCACCGCAGCCUCACAGGCACGGAACCAGAAGGGUGUCCAAACCUGUGAUGGAGAAACGCAGACGGGAGAGGAUCAACCGCAGUUUGGAGACCUUGAGAGUUUUAAUGUUGGAGCACACGCGCAAUGAGAAGCUAACAAACCCCAAAGUGGAGAAGGCCGAAAUCCUCGAGAGCGUGGUGCAGUUCUUGAAGUCGAACAAAGAAGAGGCGAAAGAUCAGCGUGCGAUAAAGUCCAUCUUGUCGUCUGCGGAGCACGAUCGCAAGGAGCAGGAAGGCGCGAGGUCCUGCCUCCACAGGAUCAGGCGUUUCGUAGCCGGCGACGAGCAGGGCUCGAACCGUGGCUCCCCGGAGGCCCCUUCGCCGGGCGCGUCCUCGCACGUCCCCGCUGUGUAUCCCCCGCACCUGAGCCGCCGUCAGCUCCAAGACAGCAUCGCCCGUCCUUACCCGUGCCAGGUGGGCGAGUAUCGGUACUGUGACACCGGGAAACUGCUCCCGUCCCCCACGGCCUCCCCCCAGAGUCCGGACGCUGUGUGGAGACCCUGGCCCCAGUCAUGAACAUUCGCGUUCAGUACGGUGCUAGAUUCUGUUCAGCUACUUCCUUGAUACUG